UGCCACGUGUUUGCCAUUAGCAUCAAUCAUGCCAUAACCAGAAAAAUUACAUUGCAUUUUUUAUUUUAAAAAAGGUGGGGGCCAGAGUGGACCUGGGCCUUUUCCAACUUCUGAGAGGUCUCUAUUAUUAAGUAAGCCUUAAGAAGCGGAAUUCCAUGAAGGGAGCUAGGAAACCAGGAUUUUCCAAAAGGAAGUGGCAUUUGCACUGAUCGUGGUAGGGCAGCCUGGAAUUCCACGGGGUUGGGGUGGCGCCUUUUCCAAGGCAGUCCUGGGCUUGCGCAGGGCUGCGGCUGCUCUGGGCGUGGUUCCGGGAAACGCAGCGGCGCCGACCUUGGGUCUCGCACAUUCUUCACGUCCGUUCGCAGGGUCACCAGGAUCUUCGCCGCUACACUUGUGGGCCCCCCGGCGACGCUUCCCGCUCCGCCCCUAAGUCGGGAAGGUUCCUUGCGGUUCGCGGCGUGCCGGACGUGACAAACGGAAGCCGCACGUCUCACUAGUACCCUCGCAGACGGACAGCUCCAGGGAGCAAUGGCAGCGCGCCGACCGCGAUGGGCUGUGGCCAAUAGCGGCUGCUCAGCAGGGCGCGCCGGGAGCAGCGGCCGGGAAGGGGCGGUGCGGGAGGCGGGGUAUGGGGCGGCAGUGUGGCCCCUGUUCCUGCCCGCGCGGUGUUAGGCGUUCUGCAAGCCUCCGGAGCGCACGUCGGCAGCCGGCUCCCUCGUUGACCGAAUCACCGACCUCUCUCCCCAGCUGUAUUUCCAAAAUGUCGCUUUCUAACAAGCUGACGCUGGACAAGCUGGACGUUAAAGGGAAGCGGGUCGUUAUGAGAGUCGACUUCAAUGUUCCUAUGAAGAACAACCAGAUAACAAACAACCAGAGGAUUAAGGCUGCUGUCCCAAGCAUCAAAUUCUGCUUGGACAAUGGAGCCAAGUCGGUAGUCCUUAUGAGCCACCUAGGCCGGCCUGAUGGUGUCCCUAUGCCUGACAAGUACUCCUUAGAGCCAGUUGCUGUAGAACUCAAAUCUCUGCUGGGCAAGGAUGUUCUGUUCUUGAAGGACUGUGUAGGCCCAGAAGUGGAGAAAGCCUGUGCCAACCCAGCUGCUGGGUCUGUCAUCCUGCUGGAGAACCUCCGCUUUCAUGUGGAGGAAGAAGGGAAGGGAAAAGAUGCUUCUGGGAACAAGGUUAAAGCCGAGCCAGCCAAAAUAGAAGCUUUCCGAGCUUCACUUUCCAAGCUAGGGGAUGUCUAUGUCAAUGAUGCUUUUGGCACUGCCCACAGAGCCCACAGCUCCAUGGUAGGAGUCAAUCUGCCACAGAAGGCUGGUGGGUUUUUGAUGAAGAAGGAGCUGAACUACUUUGCAAAGGCCUUGGAGAGCCCAGAGCGACCCUUCCUGGCCAUCCUGGGCGGAGCUAAAGUUGCAGACAAGAUCCAGCUCAUCAAUAAUAUGCUGGACAAAGUCAAUGAGAUGAUUAUUGGUGGUGGAAUGGCUUUUACCUUCCUUAAGGUGCUCAACAACAUGGAGAUUGGCACUUCUCUGUUUGAUGAAGAGGGAGCCAAGAUUGUCAAAGACCUAAUGUCCAAAGCUGAGAAGAAUGGUGUGAAGAUUACCUUGCCUGUUGACUUUGUCACUGCUGACAAGUUUGAUGAGAAUGCCAAGACUGGCCAAGCCACUGUGGCUUCUGGCAUACCUGCUGGCUGGAUGGGCUUGGACUGUGGUCCUGAAAGCAGCAAGAAGUAUGCUGAGGCUGUCACUCGGGCUAAGCAGAUUGUGUGGAAUGGUCCUGUGGGGGUAUUUGAAUGGGAAGCUUUUGCCCGGGGAACCAAAGCUCUCAUGGAUGAGGUGGUGAAAGCCACUUCUAGGGGUUGCAUCACCAUCAUAGGUGGUGGAGACACUGCCACUUGCUGUGCCAAAUGGAACACGGAGGAUAAAGUCAGCCAUGUGAGCACUGGGGGUGGUGCCAGUUUGGAGCUCCUGGAAGGUAAAGUCCUUCCUGGGGUGGAUGCUCUCAGCAAUAUUUAGUACUUUACUGCACUAGUUCCUGUGCACAGCCCCUAAGUCAACUUAGCAUUUUCUGCAUCUCCACUUGGCAUUAGCUAAAACCUUCCAUGUCAAGAUUCAGCUAGUGGUCAAGAGAUGCAGUGCCAGGAACCCUUAAACAGUUGCACAGCAUCUCAGCUCAUCUUUACUGCACCCUGGAUUUGCCUACAUUCUUCAAGAUCCCAUUUGAAUUUCUUAGUGACUAAACCAUUGUGCAUUCUAGAGUGCAUAUAUUUAUAUUUUGCCUGUUAAAAGGAAAGUGAGCUGUGUUAGCUUAGUUCUCUUUUGAUGUAGGUUAUUAUGAUUAGCUUUGUCACUGUUUCACUACUCAGCAUGGAAACAAGAUGAAAUUCCAUUUGUAGGCAGGGAGACAAAAUUGAUGAUCCAUUAAGUAAACAAUAAAAGUGUCCAUUGAAACCGUGA
Symphalangus syndactylus (siamang) is the source of this 2455-nucleotide messenger RNA. It is a transcript of the gene PGK1, whose product is annotated as phosphoglycerate kinase 1. The record is from RefSeq and is a predicted model, not a curated record. Gene Ontology annotation, biological process: gluconeogenesis; glycolytic process. Gene Ontology annotation, molecular function: ADP binding; ATP binding; phosphoglycerate kinase activity. Gene Ontology annotation, cellular component: cytosol. NCBI's taxonomy places the organism in Eukaryota, Metazoa, Chordata, Mammalia, Primates, Hylobatidae.